Molecule: messenger RNA, 1054 nt
Organism: Camelina sativa (false flax)
Lineage: Eukaryota; Viridiplantae; Streptophyta; Magnoliopsida; Brassicales; Brassicaceae
Product: large ribosomal subunit protein uL30z
Biological process (GO): maturation of LSU-rRNA from tricistronic rRNA transcript (SSU-rRNA, 5.8S rRNA, LSU-rRNA)
Cellular component (GO): cytosolic large ribosomal subunit
Molecular function (GO): RNA binding; structural constituent of ribosome
Source: RefSeq, a predicted model, not a curated record
AGAUUUUAGUUCAUAAACCCUAAAAGAUUCUCAAAUCGUGUGUGUUCUCUCGGCCAUUGCUACCAGCUUCGACUUCAUUCUUAGCCGCCGUUCAAAUUGCUUCGCCGCCACCGAAGCCAAAAGAGUAGAGAAAAUGGUUGAAGAAGAAGCUAAGGGAGUAGAGAUAAUGGCCGGAGAAGAAGCUAAGGGUUUGGAUUACAUACCGGAGAUUAUACUGAAGAAGAGGAAGAACAGAGAUGAGCUUGCCUUUAUCAGGAAGAAGCAACUUGAGUUGGGCAAUUUCGGCAAGAAGAAGCACAAGAAAGUCUCUGAUAUCAAACGUCCUGAAGAUUUUGUCCUUGAGUUCAGGGCUAAGGAAAUAGAUCUUAUCAGGAUGAAGCAAAGGGUCAAGAGGCCAAAGUCAACUCCUCCACCAGUUAAAUCUAAUCUGGUUUUCAUCAUACGUAUACAAGGAGGCAAGAGUGAUAUGCACCCAAAGACCAAGAGGAUUCUUAACAAUCUACAACUGAGGAGCACCUUUACUGGUGUAUUUGCCAGAGCCACUGACAGUUUGUUCCAAAAGCUUCUCAAAGUGCAGCCUUAUGUCACUUAUGGAUACCCCAAUGAUAAGAGCGUCAAGGACCUCAUAUACAAAAAGGGAUACACAAUAAUAGAGGGCAAUCCUGUUCCUCUUACCGACAACAACAUUAUCGAACAGGCUCUAGGAGAACACAAAAUCUUUGGGAUAGAAGACCUUGUGAAUGAGAUAGCAAGGGUUGGUGAUCAUUUCAGAGAAGUGAUGAGAUUUUUGGGACCGUUGAAACUCAACAAGCCCACGGCUGGUGUUUUGAACAGGAAGAAGCAAGUAUUCAGCGAAGGAGGUGAUACUGGUAACCGCGAAGAUAAGAUCAAUGAUCUCAUCAACAAAUUGAAUUAGAUGCAGCAAUCCGUUGUAAUGGCUACCUAUAUUUUCCUUAAAAAGUUCUGUAUGAGACUAAAACCCGACCACUUUGACGAAACGCUAUUGCAAUUUUGAUUUAAAGGGACAUUCGCAAUUACAUAACCAUCGUUGACA